Messenger RNA from Acaulospora morrowiae, 672 nucleotides. The record is from the annotation of a GenBank genome assembly. Lineage: Eukaryota; Fungi; Glomeromycota; Glomeromycetes; Diversisporales; Acaulosporaceae.
AUGGCCUCGGAUUUUCUUUCGCCAUCACCGAGUUCAGACUCUACCACGACUCUUGUAAAUACAGUAUCUCCAUCUUUCACAAUAAUAUCACCAACGAAUCAAUCUACAGCCAUUGCAAUAGCAGUCAUUUUCUUUUUUACGCUUAUUAUUGGAAUAUUUGCGAUUCUUUGUACUAUAUCCAUAUUUCAUAGGCACAAGAGUCGAACAUUUAUAAGAAAUAACACAGAAAGUGACAACAACAAUGACUUAGAUGAUAAUGGUUCUAAUAAUUUAAACACUGAUGAUGAUAGGUCGGUAGCUACACGGGAAAUAUCUCUAGAUAUAAUAGAAGAAAAUCGGAUGGGCUUUUUACAUACACCAACCACACAAGAACUAGAAGAAGAAAAUAUAAUAACACCGAAUCGAGAACAUUUUAUUGUAAACCGACCGGAAUUUCUACCAGAAAGAAGUAGACGUCCAUUUAGAGGAAGAGGAAGAUUUCAAAGAGGAUUGACCGUUGAUUUUCCGUUAGCUCAACCGGAUUAUUUUGGUCUAGAUUUUGGCGGAAUAGGACCCGAUGGAACUAGAGGUGAGGCUAGUAAUAGAAGGAGAAGGGAGAGUGAAGGUGUAUUAAGAUUUGAAAUGCGGGAGUUUCGAACUAAUAGGAGCGACCACAAAAGGUACAGCCUAUAA